Messenger RNA from Schizophyllum commune H4-8, 364 nucleotides. RefSeq lists its product as uncharacterized. Lineage: Eukaryota; Fungi; Basidiomycota; Agaricomycetes; Agaricales; Schizophyllaceae. The record is from RefSeq and is a predicted model, not a curated record. The transcript has a single exon. The annotation marks the transcript as partial.
AUUCGAGGUGCUACCACGCACCGCUGUCCUUCGAAUAUCGAGCCCGCCAAUGGUAGAAGGUGCCAAUGGGCACAGAGAGGUUGUCUAGGGUGCUACUGCCCACCGAAACAAAGUGGUCAAUUAGCGUACCGGUAUCGCGUGCGUCUGGUUUGAGGGUAGGUCGGAGGUUCGAAUCGACCGCCCGAUAUCCACUUUUUCGGAACGGCCUCCCCGUCUCCCCUGUAUAUAUUCGCGUUUUUGAACCGGCCUUCGAGCCCUCAGGUCCUCGAUUUAUCCAUUUUUUGGACCGGCCUACCGGCCGGGACCCCCACGAUUUAUCCGCACCGCUGGACGGCCUUUGUGCGUAUAUUCCGGGGUCCUGUGA